This is a messenger RNA of Condylura cristata (star-nosed mole), 1247 nucleotides long. It is a transcript of the gene EPCAM, whose product is annotated as epithelial cell adhesion molecule. Gene Ontology annotation, molecular function: cadherin binding involved in cell-cell adhesion. Gene Ontology annotation, cellular component: bicellular tight junction; membrane. The transcript is spliced from 9 exons. The record is from RefSeq and is a predicted model, not a curated record. Lineage: Eukaryota; Metazoa; Chordata; Mammalia; Eulipotyphla; Talpidae. Bases 1 to 945 code for a protein of 314 amino acids.
AUGGGCAAUCGACUCUGGUUGUUUCCUUCCACCUCCAUCAGUGGAUUACCCUGGUCAACUGGCCUGCUACUAUCAGACUGCUCCUGUGAAAACUAUAAACUGACUACAAACUGCUCUAAGACCGGGAGUGGCGAAUGCAGGUGCACUUCGAUCGGCACACAAACUACCGUCACCUGCUCCAAACUGGCUGCCAAAUGUUUGGUGAUGAAGGCAGAAAUGACCGGCUCAAAGUCUGGGAGGAGAGUGAAACCGGAGGGCGCAAUCCAGAAUAACGACGGGCUCUAUGACCCUGACUGUGAUGACAAAGGGCUCUUUAAAGCCAAGCAGUGCAAUGGCACCUCCACCUGCUGGUGUGUGAACACUGCUGGAGUCAGGAGAACCGAUAAGGACAGUGAAAUCACCUGCUCUGAAACAGUGAGAACCUUCUGGAUCAUGAUUGAAUUAAAACACAAAGCAAGAGAAAAACCCUUUGAUAUAGAAAGUUUGAAGACUGCACUCAAGGAGGUAAUUUCAACUCGUUAUCAGCUGGAUCAAAAAUAUAUCACAAACAUUGAUUAUGAGAAUGAUAUUAUCACUAUUGAUCUGAAGCAAAAUGCUUCUCAGAAAUCUGAGAGUGAUGUUGACAUCGCUGAUGUGGCUUAUUAUCUUGAAAAAGAUGUUAAAGAUGAAUCCUUAUUUCUUUCCAAAAAACUGGACCUAACAGUAAAUGGGGAACGGCUGGAUCUGGAUGCUAGCAAAGCUUUCAUUUACUAUGUAGAUGAAAAACCGCCUGAAUUUUCAAUGCAGGGUCUACAGGCUGGUAUUAUUGCUGUCAUUGUAGUUGUGGCCAUAGCAGUUAUUGCAGGAAUUGUUGUGCUGGUUAUUUCCAAAAGAAACAGGACAGCUAAAUACGAGAAGGCUGAGGUAAAGGAGAUGGGUGAGAUGCAUAGGACACCCCAUGCAUAGCUGCUGUCAUCUGAAGAGUAACUGCAAGGAGGGAAAUUUGGACUCAAUUACAAAUGUGUGAGCAUGGGACAAGAAAAUCCCUUCAAGAUCUGCUUUCUUAGCUUAACAUUACAUAUUUGUAAUAUUGAAACGUCACUCUACUUUUAAAUAUAAGCAGCUUGAAAUUGCUUAUCGAUCUUAAAAUUUGACCACAUGUGUUAGAUAUAUGCAGAUCUGAUGUAAAACCCAGAACUUGUUUACUAUGCAAUCUUGCAUAGUUAAAAUUAGGCAUGACAUCAAAUAAAGAGUGCGCAUUAAAUAUC